Scatophagus argus is the source of this 1501-nucleotide messenger RNA. RefSeq lists its product as uncharacterized. The transcript is spliced from 2 exons. The coding region runs from base 259 to 708 and encodes 149 amino acids. The record is from RefSeq and is a predicted model, not a curated record. Lineage: Eukaryota; Metazoa; Chordata; Actinopteri; Scatophagidae.
UAUUCACUGGAUAAAAGUCGUUUCUGGUUUGGUUCUGCAUUGAAACAUUCAACAUGUGAAACCCAGAGACUUAUUAAGGUCAGUCUUGUGAAGAGGAAGGAUUUGCACCUUUAAGGGCUUCAAGCCAAAUCCCUCACACAAGGCGGUCCGUUGGAAUGCAGUUCCACUCAUGCACAUAACGUCCGUUGACAGCAUACCUGACCUCCUGAGGGAUAGUGCUCUUUAUUUCAUCCCCGAGCGCUGCAACAAGCAGAAAACAUGAAGCCCAAAUCUCUUCCAUCAGCGCUGUUUGACAGAAAUUCAGCAGCAGCGGAGACCCUGAACGUACAAGCGGCGAAGUAUCAGCGGCAUGUGGACUGUCCAGAUCACCAGGAGAGUGUGCAGCAGUCAGGACGCAGUGACAGCCAGCCAGCGGCGGGCAACAGCAGACAACAUGAGAAGUGCCACAGAGAAAUUCAUUUUGCCUUUCUGCCAGGGAGGUACGAGCCCCUCAUAGAUGAUGAAGCACAAGUCAAGUUAAAAGAAGAGAAGAAGAAAAGGAAGAAAGACCAAUACAAAAAAGUGAAGAAGAAUGUUGGUAAGGCACUUCGCGUCACCUGGAAGUGUCUAAUGCUCGGUCUGUACAAUUUUGCCCUCGGCUACUCCACUCCAAUCACAGUGGCUGCUACUUUCGUCCCGGACUUCCACCCAGGCAGAAACACAACCUGAGCUGCGCCACCUGCGGCUCAAACAAACAACAGCGAACCCACGGACACUGACCAAAGACUUUUAAUAUGUUUAUAAUGUCUGUGUAUUUGAAAUUACAUUUUUAUGUUCUGACUGUUUGUUCAAUAAACCUUUUUGACAGAGUAAAGAAGGAAAAACUUAGAUGACUGCGCUCCAAUCAACUGUCCCAGCCUUCAGUAAUUUCUUUACUUUUACUAAUAUGACAUGUUGAUCCAUCAUAAGAUCCAGAUUUGCAGAAAUAAAGACGGUUAAGAUUAUAAAAUUAGAGACAGAGUCUGUAAAAUUGCUUUCUUUUUAUACUGCACGUACUCCUGUAGUCUGAAUCACAUAUUGCUCAAGCCCUUAUUAAUCCCUUGUUUACUGAAAAACUGAUGUGCCUUUUAUUGAUCAAGCUGGUGUUUGCAUGUGCGCAGAAGGUUAAUGAUAAUGUGCAACCUGCGGCAGGUCGGGAACAUUUACUGUACCUGCAGAUAAAGAGAAUCAGGACAGAUACUUGCUACAGGCAGCAACGAGUGAACAGGGAAGUGAUCAUUGUUGGCAUAACACAAGUAAAUUAAGGCUGAAGGGAUGUGGACGCGUAAGCUGAGAAAGCAGGUCACCCACCUCAUCUCAGAGAGGAGCAACUGGACUGCUGAUCUGAGAAGCAUUUGUAAGAGGAUGCUCACAUUGGAGGUUCAUGGUCUGACUCUGACUGUUUAUGUGUUUGUUCUGUUUUUAAAGUUUGGCAAAUCAUGACAUUUGUUGGUGUGUCAUAAUAAACUGUGCACAAAAAAUG